Messenger RNA from Aphidius gifuensis, 3001 nucleotides. RefSeq names its product protein bicaudal C (gene BicC). Gene Ontology annotation, molecular function: RNA binding; protein binding. Gene Ontology annotation, cellular component: cytoplasm. Bases 466 to 2424 code for a protein of 652 amino acids. The transcript has 9 exons. The record is from RefSeq and is a predicted model, not a curated record. NCBI's taxonomy places the organism in Eukaryota, Metazoa, Arthropoda, Insecta, Hymenoptera, Braconidae.
ACAUUAUCACAAAUUUGUUUAGUCAGUUCAGUAUAACCAGUGUCUCUAUUAAUGUCAAGCAUUCAAAAAAAAAAAAAAAAUACAUCAAUUAAAUUAAUUUAUCAAAUAUUAGAUUGAUAAAUAAACUAAUAAUAUUAUUAUUUUUUUAAAUUAGUUAAAAACUAUUGACAAAACAUCAAAGACAUUUUUAAAAAAUUUUUUUCGAUUGUGAUUGAGACGCGGACAAUUACUAAUAACUUGUGUUAAAAUUAAUUAUUAAUUGUUGUUAUUUAGGUGAAAAUAAAUAGUGAAAGUUUAAUAUUAUUGUUUUUUUUUUUUAUUUAUAUAUAUUAUUAUUUUUUAUUUGUAUAAUGUCAAAUAUAUGGAUUGAGUUGAAUCACCUGUUUAUUUAAAUCUAGACUUUGAAUAGAUCAUUUUUUUUUAUAUUUUUUAAAGCUAUAAUAAUAAUAGUAAUAAAUCAUCAAAAUGACUGUGAUUAUGGAAGAUACAAAUACCUUAAUUUCGUGGCCAACGAGAUUAAAAGUUGGAGCAAAAUCAAAAAAAGAUCCACAUAUAAAAGUUGCUGGUCGUUCUGAUGACGUAUGUACAGCAAAAGAAAAAAUUAUGCAGAUUUUGGAUAUAAGACAAAAUGUACGUGUUACAAUGAAACUUGAUGUUAGUUAUACUGAUCAUUCACAUAUUAUUGGAAAAGGUGGAUUAACAAUAAAACGUGUUAUGGAAGAGACUGGAUGUCAUAUACAUUUUCCAGAUAGUAAUCGUAGUAAUCAUCAAGAAAAAAGUAAUCAAGUAUCAAUUGCUGGUGAAAUGGAAAAUGUUGAAAAAGCACGUGCACGUGUUCGUAAUUUAACACCACUUAUAUUUUCAUUUGAACUACCAAUAAUGGGAUCAAUGCAAUCACCACCAGAUUCAACAUCACCAAAUAUUAUUAAAAUACAAGAAAAAUUUAAUGUACAAAUUAUGUUUCGUACAAGACCAAAAUUACAUGCAACACUUGUUGUUGUUAAAGGAUGUGAAUGGGAAGUUCAAAAAGUCAAAGAAGCAACAAUAUUUUUAAUUAAUUAUUUUUGUAGAAAUCUUGCAAAUCAAAUAUUGGUUCAUAUGUCAAUGGAAAUAUCACCACAACAUCAUAGUAUUGUACUUGGUAAACAAAGUAAUAAUUUACGUUUAAUAAUGCAACGUACAUCAACACAAAUAAUGUUUCCUGAUGCUGGUGAUCCAAAUAUACCAAAUUUAAAAAAAAGUAAUGUUACAAUAACUGGAUCAAUUGAUAAUGUUUAUAUUGCACGUCAACAAUUAGUUGGUUCAUUACCAUUAGUAUUGAUGUUUGAUUUACCAGAAUUUUCAUUAGAAACUGUUGAAACAGAUAAUUUAAAUAAAAUGAUGCAAAAAUAUGAUGUAUUUAUAAAUGUACGUCAUAAACCAAAACAAAAUUCAUUAUCUGUUAUAAUAAAAGGUGUUGAAAGAAAUGCAACAAAUAUAUAUGAAACAAGAAGAAAAUUAUUAAAUAUUGUUGAACCAAUUGUUGAAGCAAAAAUACCAUCAACAUGUAAUUUAACAAAUGCAACAAAAAUAUUACAAAAUACUCAAAUUUCUUCAGCUAAUAAUAGUCCAAAUAAUAAUUACAAUAAUAAUAAUAAUUUAUUUACAAAAAUAAAUACACAAAGUCCACCAUCAUCAUCAUAUACAAUAUCACCAUUAUCACCAACACAAAUGGGUUUAUCAUCACCACCAUGGAAUUAUUCAUCACAAAUGCAACAAUCAUUAUAUUCACCAUUAUUAAAUACAACAUAUGCAUUUAAUAAUCAAUCAAAUACAGCUGUAUUUGCUGCUGCAGCACGUGCAUUACAAACAAAUAUUAUAAAUCAACAACAGCAACAACAACAACAACAACAAGCUAUUAAUUUAGCAACACAAAAUUUACUUGCUUUAAAUAAACAACAACAACAACAACAAAAUUAUAAAAAACAUCCACCAGGUUUUCCACCACAUCCAUAUCAUAAUACAUCAUUAAAUUUACAACAACAAAAUGAUAAUAAAGAUAAUCAUUAUUUAUCAUUAAGUAGUGGUGCAUCAAGUACAAUGUCAAGUCCAGCAAUAAGUCCAAGAAAUAUAUCACCAAUUUGUACAUCUGAUCAUACAUCAUAUAAAUUAUAUCAAUUUAAUGAUCUUGCAACAUCAUUAGCAAGUAUUGGACUUGAUAAAUAUAUACGUACAUUUACAUCACAUGAAAUUGAUAUGGCAACAUUUGCAACUUUAACUGAAAAAGAUCUCAAUGAAAUUGGAAUUAAUGCUUGGGGUGCACGUCGUAGAAUGUUGCUUCUAAUUGCUGAAAUUAACAAACGUACAAAGCCAUUUUCUGGAAGUGCUGCACCAGGUGCUGAGAGAAAAUCAUCCUUGACAAAUUGCAACAGUGUCGAGUGGUAAAUCUAACUAAAAGACUUGAAGAAAAAAAAAAUCGAAAACAAAGGAAAAAGGAGAAGACAAAAAAAAAAAAAUUAAUAAAAUGGUAAAUUAUAAAAAAAAAAUUUAUAGAUUAAGAUAAUGAGGUUUGACCUACAUUGAAUUAACGCUAAACAAUUGCAUGAUUAUGGUUAAUUAAUUCAGGGGGGAGGGAAGGGGGGGAAUAGCGUUUGUGAUAAGCUAAAGAAAAAAAAAGUUGUUUUUUCGAAUUUUUUUUUGUCAAUUCCCUUGGCCUCGUCUGCAAUCAACUGUGUAUGAUUGUUGAAUUUUUUAUAAAUGUAUAUAGAUGCGUGUAUUUUUAAAAUAGAUAAUUUUGUUUACUUUUUUUUUUUUUUUCUAUUUUGUCAAGGUCAAUGUGACACUGAGUGCGUUUUUGCUGGCAAUCACGCGAUAUCCAGUCGAAAUUAUGAUUAUUUUUUCUAUUUAUUUAUUUUAUUAUUUUUUUUUUUUUGUUUAUUGAUUUAAUCGAAAAUAAUUGGGCAAAAUUUAUGAGAUUGUUGAGCUUUGGAAAUUUUUUUUCUUUGGUAAUUAACAUUGUUUA